GUCGCUCUGGUUAAAAGCGUCUGCUAAAUGACUUAAAUGUAAAUGUAAGUAGAAUAGUUACACAAUCUAAAAAAGAAUAGAUUUAUUGUAUAUAGUGCUUUUCAUUACAAAGAGGAAUUUCAAAUACGCUUUAAAUCAAUCCAUUCCGGGUUCUGGCAGUGGCAAGUGCUGGUGUUCCACAGCUGACCGCGUGUUGAGGCAGUUCAGAAAGGCAGUGGUAGUGGAGGGAGUGUUGCUGGUACAGGAAGGGAGAAGUGUCAAUCAGAAACUGUAGAUGGGCCCGGAGCUCUUCUUCGGGCACCUUUGCCGUACCCUCCACAAUGUUUUUUUUGUUGUAAAUCUAGGAUAUACACUUAACACACAUGAACAGAAAUAAUCCCAUAAAGUACAGUAUUAACAAGGAAAGUCACGUAUGUGUCUUAAGUUCCCCAGUUCCACUCACAUGGGCAUGACCCGAUGCUCAGACAUGAGCUAUGUCCUUACCUGUUUCUUCAUGGUGAUACGUGGCAACUUUAUUUAAAUAAAUGAAAUUAUAACACUGUCAUGGUCAAAUUCGCUAUCGGGUCACAUCUUCACACUUCAAUCAAUACUGUCAUCCUCAUACCAAUCUUCAUCAUCACCAUUAUAAUAAUAUAAAAUCUCUAAGCCCUGCGGUGUAUUAUUUCUUAAUCCGGCCCUGACCCAAUGUAGUAAUUGUACCAUACAACCUUCUCUCUGGUAAAGCGAGUGAGAAACAACUUUCUUCUGGUGUUAUUACGGUAUAUUUGACAGUGAUGGCCAAGGGUGAGAGGCAUUUCCUCUAUUGAGGAGAAAAAGUCAAGAGGUGUCAGUCAGCUUUACCUCCCAUCUGUACAUACAAGAAAACUGUGAGUCUAAAACACUUUUUACUAAACUUCUCUUUCUCUGACAGUUAAAUAUUAUUUUCUCCUAGGUUACUAUGUCAUAGAGCUUGCAGGAAAGGCAUUUCACUGUACUUGUGCAUGUGACAUUAACUUGAAACAUGAAACUUGUCAAUGUAUCUUAUUUGUGUAAAUUGUGUCUUUAUGACAUUAUUGCUCUUUCUGUAUCUUUCUUUCCUUUUAAGUAACGAUUUUUCUGGGUGUAAUUUGAUGAGGUUUUAACAGUCUGGAAGAGCAGGGAGCUUAUUUAAACUAGACAGGAGGAGAAUGGAAGCACAGAAAAAUAACUAUCACUCAAAAUUAUUUCUCAAUUGAGUAAGCCUAUAGCUUCAAAUGUUCCUUUUCACCUCAUAAGUUUUGAUCCUGUAAGAUGUGUACGAACAGAUAAUCAACAGAUACUAAACUUACCGGACCUGGGUUCAAAUACUAUUUCAGUUAUUUCAAUUACGUUCACAUCCAUUUCAAAUUAAGUAUUCAAAUGUUUUUUUUUAUUUGAAAGUACCGUAGUUGAAUAUUGGAAUGUAUUUGAAAGUAUUGACAUAUAUUUGAAAUUACUCAAAUACAACUUAAUACUCCGAUGCAUUUGAAAUAAUGAAUUAGAAAAUAUUUUCUAAGUAUCUUUUUUAGAUUUGUUUAGUAUAUUUUUUAUAUGAAAGGAUUUGACAAUAAAUUCAAAUACUUCCAAUAGAAGUAGUUGAUUUUGGCCACGUUAUUUGAAAAUACUCAAAUACACAGAAAAUGUGUAUUUCAUCGUUUGUUAUUUAAAUACUUGUGGAUUUAAACUCGGGUCAGGAUACUACAUGGCAUUGAAAGCAACUACUGUACACAGGAGUAAUUGUGUCUGUCCCAGGUGUCCUGAGUGGACCAUUAUGUGGCUCUGGGCACUGCUUCCGAUCUGCUUGGCGGUGUUUGGCACUGUGGGCAUAUGGGUUGUGUUUGGUAUCGCUGUAUCGAAUGAGACUGUUAACAUCACAGAGAGAUUCCCCUACAUCAGUGAAUGUGGCACCUAUAAUCCUCAGAGCUGCAUCUUUGCUCAGAUCUGCAACGUCUGUGCUGUCCUGGCCCUGUGGGUUGUGGUGAUCCGGUUUCAGCAGGUCAGGGACUAUGGUCAGAACAGCAAGGUGAACAUUGCCAGUAUCGUACUGGGAUUCAUCUCCUGUGUGGGCAUCUCCAUCAUCGGAAACUUCCAGCAAUCUGUAGUGAUUGGGAUCCACUUGUUGGGUGCGUUCUUGGCCUUCUUCGUGGGCCUGGCCUACUUCUGGCUGCAGGUGUGGCUCUGCUACAAAGCCCAUCCCUUUAAAGACCGCCACUGGGUUGGACCUCUUCGAGCUACCUUCUGUAGCAUCUGCACCAUCCUGGUCAUCACCAUGGCUAUACUUCAUAAUACCAGCUACAAAUCUGGAGCGGCCGUUUGUGAGUGGGCCUUGGUCAUGUCCUUCUUUGUCCUUUUUGGCCUCUUUGGGUCUGAGUUCCGUCACAUCGACUUCCACCAGCUCACCGUGCAGAAACAAGGUCUGAAGACACAGAGCACCAAUGGAGUGGUCAGAAUGAAUUAUGUUUCAUAGUACAGCCAAUGAGACCGUGACAAUGACCAUGCAUUGAUACACUGUUCAUCGCUUAGCAUCUAAAAACACACACACACAUACACGCUGGGUUAUUUUGACCCAGCUAGUUGGGUUGCGUGAAUACCCAAACAUGGGUUAAUUUAACCAUCAUUAGUUUAUUUUUUUAUCAUCAGUUGGGUUGACCCAGCAGCUGGGUCUUUUUUUUAAUGUAAUCCAUAGGUUAUUUUCAUGAGGCGUGGCCUAUUAAGGGCAUGACUUUCAAAUAAUGAUUUUUGGCCACCUGUAAGAGUAAAGGUCAUUUCUGUUAAUCAUGUUAAGUUUGUACACUGCAAAUUUCUAUUUUUGCACAUUACAUAUUUGAAUAUAACAUCCCAACAUUGAGAUAUCCCAUAUUUUGGGAUAUGUAUUAGCAUAAGCUCUUGGGGAACUCACAUACUUGUGUAAGCCUCUUUAAAGCUUCAAACGUGUCAGUGUUUAACCUUAACAUGUGAUAACAAUACAACAGAACACAUGAACCAGAAUGUAAUUUACGCUCACGGGUGGCCAAAAAAAUAACUAUCGGAAAGCCACGCCCCUACAAAGCCAUGACUCCAGUCUUCUUAGCUGACCUGCAGGGUCAUAUCUUAAUGACCCAGCAUCAAUAACCCAGCAGUCUUUUAAAGAAAACAACCCAACUAAGUGGCCCAAUGCCUGCAACCCAGCAGUUGGGUCGAACAACCCAGCAUUUUGUUGUACACGCACAAACAACUUUUGUAUUACUGUUAUUUAUUUACUUAUUGAAUAUUAUGUUAUGAAAGUAUUGAAAAAAUGCAUAUAUUGUCUUAAAGUUAUAUAAAAAUGUUUUUAUCACAAUUCUAAUUGUCUUGUACUGUUAUUCAGUCAAGCGGAUCUAAGAUUUUCCCCCUUUGGUUUUAUUUUUGUA
Salmo salar (Atlantic salmon) is the source of this 3386-nucleotide messenger RNA. The record is from RefSeq and is a predicted model, not a curated record. Lineage: Eukaryota; Metazoa; Chordata; Actinopteri; Salmoniformes; Salmonidae.